Botrytis cinerea B05.10 is the source of this 1012-nucleotide messenger RNA. RefSeq lists its product as hypothetical. The record is from RefSeq and is a predicted model, not a curated record. Lineage: Eukaryota; Fungi; Ascomycota; Leotiomycetes; Helotiales; Sclerotiniaceae. Bases 150 to 854 code for a protein of 234 amino acids. The transcript has 4 exons.
GGUGCACCUCAUUGCCACGACUGAGCCCCCAUUAUCAACCAACGUAUCAUUCGGAUAUUCGCAACACAUCUUCGGUAAAUAUCCAUAAUCUCAUAAUCUGACAACAAAUUAAGAAAAUCAACCAAUCUCGCCACUUGGAUUCCUUACGCAUGACUUCAGAAUCCAUUCGUCCAGAUUUCGAUCCCCACAACAUUACGCCUAUCGUCAUGCCUCACCGAGAACCCAAUACACCGGAGCCACAAACACAGGACUCUGCAGAGCGUGUAGCUCGCAUACGGAUUAAAAAUCGCAGGAAACUGUACCUUGAUCGCCAUCCAUCAUAUUUUACUGCCCCGGACCUAGAGCUUGCAGAUCCGUUAUUGUAUGACCGAUGCAUCAGGAGAUUCCAGACUGCCGCGGAGAGAGAAGCAGACGGACGAGCAAAAGGGUAUUCUGGUGUGUUGGAAGCAGACCUAUAUCGAUCAGAAGCUAAACUUGCUGCAUUGAAGGGCAGCUCUGAUUCGUGCCCUCGGGACGAACAUGAAGACGUUGGGCGCAUUCAAGAAGAUCAUGGGGUUCCAUACUUGAGCUAUGCCAGAGGUCAAAAUGGUGAAGUUUUACCUGAAGACCCUGAUGAAGUACCGAGGAGUAAGGAGGACGGCUUCGAGAGAUGGAAGUUUGAGAUGACACUCAAGUUUCUUAGGGGGGAAGAUGAAGAUUUUGAUUAUCAAGAUGUAGACGCUGGCGGGGAAUGGGAUGAGAUUGAGAAUAGGGACGUUGAAGAGCGAUGGUUCGAGGAUGAAGAACCGGAAUGGUUAGGGGAAGAAGAAACUGGGGACACAGUUGGUGGAGAAACUGGUAUACAGGAUUUUUGAAUGGUGGGCAAUACCAUGAUAUUGCAUCCUUCUCAUGGUUGACUCACACAAAUUAUCUAUACAGUUGCUGACGAUGCCCUCUAUAUGGCUUGAGCAAAUACCUAAUAUGUCUUGGGAGAUGUGCAAAGCUCCCAUAUUCUCGAAUGUUGCAGGUGUCA